Messenger RNA from Aegilops tauschii subsp. strangulata, 3476 nucleotides. Lineage: Eukaryota; Viridiplantae; Streptophyta; Magnoliopsida; Poales; Poaceae. The record is from RefSeq and is a predicted model, not a curated record.
ACGCUGCGCACUGUCCACAGCUACAGCCAUGGUUAGGCCGAGCUAAAGCAAAAACUCAAGGAAUCUUGCAGCUAGUACGAACCCCAUUAGUCAGUCCUCUUCCCUGCUCUUCUCUUCACUCUGACCACACCAAGCACAAACCGAGAGAUGGGUUCGAGAGAGGAAUAGAGAGAUCAAUGGCGGUGGUGAGUUCUUCGCUGGGCGUGUUGGGUCCCUUGGUGGGGAAGCUCACUGGUUUGCUUGCCAAUGAGUGUGCCCGCCUGAAAGGCGUCCGUCGCGAGAUCCGCUCGCUCAGAUCCGAGCUGACCUGCAUGCAUGGCGCGGUCCAGAAAUACACGACACUGCAAGAUCCCGAUGUCCAGGUGAAGGCAUGGAUAUCGUUGCUGAGGGAGCUGGCCUAUGACAUUGAGGAUGUCAUUGACAAGUUCAUCCACCAGCUCGGUAAUGAGGGCCACCAGCACCAGGGUGGCUUCAAGGAGUUCUUUCGCAAGACUGCUCGCCGGCUCAAGACCAUGGGCUCCCGCCGUGGAAUCGCCAGCCAAAUCGAAGAUCUGAAGAUUCGUCUCAAGGAGGUAAAAGAGUUAAAAAGUAGUUACAAGUUGGAUGAUAUUCCCUUCGAACAUUCAACUGUGGAUCCUCGCUUGUCUGCUCUUUUUGUUGAGGAAGCACACCUCGUGGGCAUUGAUGGUCCAAGAGAUGAUCUUGCCAAUUGGAUGUUGGAAGAUAAAAAUGGCUCGAUCAAGGAUUGCAAGGUGUUGUCCAUUGUUGGCUUCGGUGGAUUGGGAAAAACAACACUUGCAAGGGAGGUCUACCGUAAGAUCCGAGGGCAUUUUGAUUGUCAGGCUUUUGUCUCGGUCUCACAAAAGCCUAAUGUAAAGAAAAUUAUGAAGGAUUUGAUCUCCCAGAUGCCUUGCAAGAAAGAAUUUAUAGAAGGCAUCGACACUUGGGAUGAAAACAAAUGUAUUGAGAACCUGAAAGAACUCUUACAAGAUAAGAGGUAUCUCAUCAUUAUUGAUGAUAUAUGGUCCAUAUCAGCAUGGGACGCUAUUAAAUAUGCUUUCCCGGAGAAUGAUUUUUCUAGCAGAAUUAUUGCUACUACACGCAAUGUUGAUGUAGCAAGAUCAUGUUCUCAUGGUGGUAAUGGCCGCAUGUAUGAAAUGGAAGCCCUAAAUGAUCUCCACUCCAAACGAUUGUUCUUCAAAAGAAUAUUUGGUUCUGAGGACUGCUGCCCUGAUAUGCUAAAACAGGUUUCGAAUAAAAUACUGAAGAAAUGUGGAGGCCUCCCAUUGGCAAUUAUCAGUAUAGCAAGUUUAUUGGCAAACAGACCGGUGGUCAAAGAUGAGUGGGAGAGGGUCAGAAGGUCUAUUGGUUCUGCAUUGGAUAAAAACCGAAGCUUAGAUGGAAUGAAUAACAUAUUAUCCCUUAGUUACAAUGAUCUUUCACCCAAUCUCAAGACCUGCUUGUUAUAUUUAUGUAUAUAUCCUGAGGAUUAUGUGAUUGAGAGAAAUGUUUUAGUGAGGCGAUGGAUAGCAGAAGGCUUCAUCUCUGAAGAGCGCGGACAAGGCAAGCAAGAGGUUGCCGAGAACCACUUCUACGAGCUAAUAAACAAAAGUAUGGUCCAACCGGUUGAAAUUGGCUAUGAUGGAAAGGCUCGUGCUUGUCAAGUCCAUGACAUGAUGCUCGAGCUCAUUAUUUCAAAAUCGGUUGAAGAUAAUUUCAUCUCUUUGGCAGGCCAUGGUCAAACUGAUUUGGCAAAGCGUGAUGGUCUUAUUCGGCGACUAUCAGUCCAGCAUAUUGACCAAGAGCUUGCAUCCAUAUUGGCAAAUGAAGAUCUAAGCCAUGUACGAUCUCUGACAGUGAUAGCAUCAACUUGCAUCAAACACUUGCCUAGGCUUGUCAGGUUUGAAGCUUUGCGUGUACUAGACUUUCAAGAUUGUAAGAGUCUGCAUGAGUAUGAUAUGAAUGGUAUAGAUAAGCUAUUCCAGCUGAAGUACCUGAGCUUUAGGGGCACUCGCAUGUCAAAGCUACCAUCAAAAAUUGUGAGGCUAUAUGAUCUAGAGACGCUAGAUCUUAGAAAUACACAUAUAAAAGAAUUGCCCGCUAGAAUUAUUUUGCUCGGUAAGCUACAACAUCUACUCACUGAAACAGAUUCAUAUUACAUUGUUCGUGAAGGUGGAACAAAGAUACCAAAUGGGAUUGGAAAUAUGAGAAAUUUAGAGGUGAUCUCAGGCUUUAAUAUUAUCAAGAGUUCAUUAUGUGCAGUUGAGGAACUAGGGAAUCUGACCAGUUUGAAAGAACUCCAUCUACAGUUGGACGGUGGAGGAUCUCAGGAAUACAAGAGGCAUGAAGAUAUAUUACUCUCCUCACUAUGCAAGCUUUGCACAUGCAAACUUCAGUCUUUAUGGAUACACACUCCUGAUUCAACACCCAUCCACUUCUUAGAUUCCUGGUCCCCUCUGCCACAUAACCUCCAAAUAUUUAUAAUGGGCGGUGACUACUAUUUACCAAAACUGCCAAAGUGGAUUGUUCCAGCCCUUGCCAGUCUUACAUACCUAGAUAUUAAUUUGAUUGAAGCAAUAGAGGAGGAUCUGCGGAUACUUGGAGAGAUGCCUGCCUUACUCUGCCUGAGUCUAGCAUUCAGCACUGUCCAAAAAGAAAGGCUUGCCUUACAAGGCGUUGGCUUCCCGUGUUUGAAGGAAUUCUGCCUUAUUCGUGCAACCCAUUGUACAAGUGCAAUUUACUUGACGUUUGAAGAAGGGGCAAUGCCAAAGCUGGAGAAGCUUGCGCUGCCGCUGUUUGCUUCAGUGGCAGAAGAGUAUGGGUUCUACUUGGGUCUUGGCCACCUCCCAUUUCUCAGAGAUGCCAAAGUUACUCUUUGCAGUUAUGCUGACACAUCUUUCGAAAUCAAGUCCGCUGCAGCUGCUGCUAUAAGGAAGGAGGCAAAUAGCCAUCCCAAUCAUCCCAGGUUAUCUAUCAGGGACCGAACGGCUGGUUGGCAGUAUUAUAACUCUGACGAGGAAGAGAACUAAACCGACGAGGAAGAGAGCUAGAUGACAGGGAACUGUUAUAUCAUGACAUUCGACUACCAAUGCAAGAGGGGAUCUUCUAUUGAAUGCAAUCGCGUGAUUGGAAUGCUGUGGUGAUGCACGUUCUCCUUUCGACUUUCAGGCGGGAACACAUACGCGUGUGUUAGCUAAAAAAUAAAGGUGUCACAGAAGAAGUGGUAUUCGUUGCUUUCCUGCAUGGUACUAUUUGGUUUUCAGUGAAUCUUGUAUCCAGUUUUUUUUUUUGCGUUGAUUACUAUUUUUUAUUAAGGAUCGAUUAAGUUCUCGCUGUUGUGUGUGUACUCAAGUACUUCGGUUAAGUGGAGACAGCCGGGUUGAGAGAUAUGUGCCGUCAGGUUUCAGAGUUGUUGUACAGUAUUAUUGUUUUGCAAUCCUAUGUAACUUUCUACUGUAGCGUUGAACUGCUGCACC